AUCGGUGCCGAGCCCUCUUUCAAGUCACUGACCACUUGCAUCGCAUUCUGUUUGGUGUGGAAGACGCUCGCAGCUCAAGAUCACAAUGGAAGAUGAUAUCGCCGCCCUGGUUGUUGACAAUGGCUCUGGAAUGUGCAAAGCUGGCUUUGCAGGAGAUGAUGCUCCUCGUGCUGUGUUCCCAUCCAUUGUGGGUCGUCCCAGACAUCAGGGUGUCAUGGUUGGAAUGGGGCAGAAAGACAGCUAUGUAGGUGAUGAAGCUCAAAGCAAGAGAGGUAUCCUGACUCUGAAAUAUCCAAUUGAACAUGGAAUUGUCACAAACUGGGAUGAUAUGGAGAAAAUCUGGCACCACACCUUUUACAAUGAGUUGAGAGUUGCCCCAGAGGAACACCCAGUGCUUCUGACUGAAGCUCCACUUAACCCCAAAGCAAACCGAGAGAAGAUGACACAGAUCAUGUUUGAGACCUUCAACACUCCAGCCAUGUACGUUGCUAUUCAGGCUGUACUUUCUCUGUAUGCCUCUGGACGUACCACUGGUAUUGUGAUGGACUCUGGAGAUGGUGUCACUCACACUGUGCCAAUCUAUGAGGGCUAUGCACUGCCUCAUGCCAUCCUGCGUCUUGACUUGGCUGGACGUGACCUGACAGACUACCUCAUGAAAAUUCUGACUGAGAGGGGUUACAGCUUUACUACCACUGCUGAAAGAGAAAUUGUGCGUGACAUUAAGGAGAAGCUGUGUUAUGUAGCUCUGGAUUUUGAGCAAGAAAUGGCUACAGCUGCUUCCUCAUCUUCUCUGGAAAAGAGCUACGAGUUGCCCGAUGGGCAGGUCAUUACUAUUGGUAACGAACGGUUCAGGUGUCCAGAAGCCCUGUUCCAGCCAUCUUUUCUUGGUAUGGAAUCGUGUGGUAUCCAUGAAACUACCUACAACUCCAUAAUGAAAUGUGAUGUUGAUAUCCGUAAGGAUCUGUAUGCCAACACUGUCCUUUCUGGAGGAACCACAAUGUAUCCAGGAAUUGCUGAUAGGAUGCAGAAAGAAAUUACUGCACUAGCUCCAAGCACCAUGAAAAUUAAGAUUAUUGCACCACCAGAACGUAAAUACUCUGUAUGGAUUGGAGGCUCCAUCCUGGCAUCUCUUUCCACCUUUCAACAAAUGUGGAUCAGCAAGCAGGAGUAUGAUGAAUCUGGUCCUUCAAUUGUCCACCGCAAAUGCUUUUAAGGACUUGCCCUUAUGUUGUAUUUGUGCAGAAAGAUCACUGGCAUGGCUUUCCCUAUUGGCGCUUGGCUCAGGAUUUAAUAACUGGAAUGGAGAGAUGGGGACAAACACCAACCCACAGUGCACCUGAGGACUAACAGUAUUUUUUUUUUUCUCUCCAAGUGUAUAGUGCAUUGUUGAAAAGUGUCCUCAAUGCUGCUCAGUUGGAGCUUACAAAUGGUUGUGUUGCUUAUUUGUGCAGCUAUAUACCCGAACUUUUAUUUUUUUGUAUCUUCUGCCUUGACCACUCUACUCUUUAUCUCAUGGGCCCUAUCUCUGACAUUUUUGAAAAAGUUUACGUUGUUUACGUUGUUGAUCUUGAUGAGAUGCAAGAGGUCAGUGAAAACAAACUUAAUAAAGAAA
Nanorana parkeri is the source of this 1612-nucleotide messenger RNA. Its product is annotated as actin, cytoplasmic 1. The transcript has 6 exons. The record is from RefSeq and is a predicted model, not a curated record. Lineage: Eukaryota; Metazoa; Chordata; Amphibia; Anura; Dicroglossidae. Bases 86 to 1213 code for a protein of 375 amino acids.